Messenger RNA from Helobdella robusta, 282 nucleotides. RefSeq lists its product as hypothetical. NCBI's taxonomy places the organism in Eukaryota, Metazoa, Annelida, Clitellata, Rhynchobdellida, Glossiphoniidae. The transcript has a single exon. The record is from RefSeq and is a predicted model, not a curated record. The annotation marks the transcript as partial.
AUCCUGCCUCUAUCAGCCACUAUCCUGCCUCUAUCAGCCACUAUCCUGCCUCUAUCAGCCACUAUCCUGCCUCUAUCAGCCACUAUCCUGCCUCUAUCAGCCACUAUCCUGCCUCUAUCAGCCACUAUCCUGCCUCUAUCAGCCACUAUCCUGCCUCUAUCAGCCACUAUCCUGCCUCUAUCAGCCACUAUCCUGCCUCUAUCAGCCACUAUCCUGCCUCUAUCAGCCACUAUCCUGCCUCUAUCAGCCACUAUCCUGCCUCUUCAAGACGCUUCGUCCUGA